AACACGUAUUAGCCGCAACGUUAAUACAAAGAAAAAUCUACCAAUCACAGGGUGCAUAAGUGACCUUCAAGUGCUCAGCCUCUUCGUAAGCCAUUUGUGCCGCUAUCCUCUGUCACAGGCUGGCUCUCAAGAGUAAGGUUUGAGUGGUCAAGUGGGGCAAAGUUCUACAAUAGACAUUGGAACAUUUACAAUCCUGGGACUCUACUGUUGAACUUCGCCUUGUCCCAUGUACAUGGGACUAACGUUAGUCGGAUUUUAAUAAUUACUUUGUAAGAGGACUUUUAUUGGGUAGUAUCAUGAAGUAAUUUACUGCGUGGUUAACAGUAUUGAAGAGUUGCAAAUGAGGAAAGAUGUGAUAUAAUCUGUCCAAGCAUUGUGUAAUGCUAAAUUAAAUCUCGCUAAUUCUGAACUAACUCCAACAUACUAUAAUUUCUUAGCCCUGAGAUUUUUAUCCACCUAGUAUGGAUUCACGUUUCACUGUGGCUGUUUCACUAUGGAUUCGAAAACCUCAAGUUGUACAUAAGGAUGUAUUUGCUUCGUCUGUAAUUAACGAAUGUGAUGAGUCAUGCGAGAGAGUUAUAUACCCAAAGCUGCGUACUGGAAUCAAGGAAUUCACUGAGGUGUUAACGAAAGGCACAUGGUACAAGUUCUCGUCUGCCUUUAUAACCUAUACUAUAGAGAUGCAGGAUGAUCGAAUCCAAAUAUCUGUUUUGGAAGAGCUUCCUUCUAGUUUCUUUCAAGGUUCUUGGUUAAAAGAAGUACUCGAAAAGAAGCUUAAUUUCUGGUAUUCUUGCGAAAUUAAGGUCAAUAUUAAUUCACUUUCACUGGUCGACCCUCAUGUAUAUCAAAUGGAAUAUGAAAGACUCAAGAAUGCAUAUGGAUCAAUCCUAGUUCAUAAUUGGUCGGAAAGGACAGACCCGCUGAAAUUUGUAUAUGAAGAUAUUGGCAUAGCGUGUUAUCUAACAUGUUUGUGGAAGAAUGAACAUGUUAACUUUGUUGACCUUGGCUGCGGAAACGGACUGUUGACAUACAUACUAUUGUCUGAAGGGUUCGAUGGUGUAGGAAUAGAUGUUCGAAAAAGACGCAUUUGGGAAUCGUAUCCUCAUAAUGUACAACAACGUCUAAAGGAAGUUUCGUUAAAUCCAGAAAACAGUAAUGGCUUUCCGGAGGCGAAUUGGCUGAUCGGAAAUCACAGUGAUGAACUAACUCCCUGGUUGCCAGUUCUGGCUUGCAAAUCUGGUCCGCUCUGCAAGUUAUUUGUACUACCAUGUUGUCCUUAUGGUCUCUUUGGCAAAUUCAAUAUACCAAUAAAUUCACUUCCAUUCUUACGAGAAGGCGUAAAUGUCAAAGAAAUAACUGAAAGUCGAUAUGGUAUUUAUCUCAAAUACAUACAGCAGGUAUUUGCUAUUUGUGGAUUUAUCCCCGAGGUAGACGCCCUGAGAAUUCCAUCUACUAAACGCAUAUGCUUGGUUGGAAGAUAUUUAAUUGAUGAUUCAAAGAAUUUUGAUGACAUGUAUGCAAAUCGUUUGUCUAAUGUUCAAAAGUACAUCGAAUAUGAACGUAACUUCAUUGUGAAACCUGAAAAAAGAUUUGUUGCACGUCCAUCUACUGAACAGUCUUACAAUUGUUCUACUGUUUCUAGAAAAGUUCUUGACAAUAUUUGUCAUACAAUCUUUACUGCCUUGUUGAACUGUCCGCCCGAUAAAGAGUAUUUACUGUCUCACAAUGUGAAAAUUUCGGAUGAAUUAAAGAUACAAACUUUGGACAACCGUUGGUGGAAUCCUGGUGGUGAGACUUGAACUUUUAUUUCAUCGAAAUCUACUGUUUUAUGAAAUUCUUAGCAAUAUAAGCUCCCGCGAACUCUUAACCUUUGUCGAACCAGACUUCCACUGAACAGGCAGUAUGGAUUUCGGUGUGUAGUUUUUCAUUUACGAAGGUGUAUUAAGCUUAUCAGAGUGCAGUAAACUUAUACCGACGAAUGAUAUGAAGUUAUUAAAAUCUCAGAAUGGUGGUUUACAGACUGUUCUAAGAAAUCAUCAUCAAUGCUUUCGAACUAUCAAAAACAAUGUUCAGCUACGUUGGUCGCCAAAUAAGAUGCUGCAAUUAAAGGAUUCUUUGUCUGUACCAAACAGCAAAAAAAGUGAAAAGAAUCGCAAAAUGAAACUGUGUUGGAUGUUGCUGAAUCACCCAGAUGGUUGCCCAUACCCUUCAGAAUUGUGCGAUUUUGCUCAUAGUGAGAGUGAGAUUAUUUUAAAAACCUCUGAGCAAUAAUUGUAAUUAUUAUUUAUUCUGCGAAUAAUGUAUAUAAUUGGUAAUGGAAUACCAAUGAAUUCAGAAUACACUUUAUACCCGAUCGUUGAUUAUUUGUCUAUAGAAACGUCUAAGGUGUCUUGCUAAAGUAUGAAAUACUAGCGUAUGAAUUCUGAUCAAACUAACAAUUUUUCAUGUUUUUUUUACUACAGUAUUGCAUGCAGUUACUACAUUAUCAAUAAAUAAAAUUCUGCAAAGAGUCUCUUUUCGGAGAAUUCAUUUUCAAAGCUGUACAAUCGCAAAUAUAUAUGGUUAUUUUGUGUGUGUAUUCAUUAAAUUUGUCAAACAAAAUACGGUUAGUAAGUUCAAAUGAAUUGGAUGUUGA
Molecule: messenger RNA, 2635 nt
Organism: Trichobilharzia szidati
Lineage: Eukaryota; Metazoa; Platyhelminthes; Trematoda; Strigeidida; Schistosomatidae
Source: the annotation of a GenBank genome assembly